Messenger RNA from Perca flavescens (yellow perch), 2905 nucleotides. Its product is annotated as germ cell-specific gene 1-like protein. The record is from RefSeq and is a predicted model, not a curated record. Gene Ontology annotation, cellular component: plasma membrane. The transcript has 6 exons. Lineage: Eukaryota; Metazoa; Chordata; Actinopteri; Perciformes; Percidae. Bases 83 to 1147 code for a protein of 354 amino acids.
UGUGCCUUACUUUCUCCCCCGUCACUCUUUCGCUCUCUGGCCUCCCCCGCCUCCCCCCGCCUCCCCCUUCACCUGUGUGGCCAUGCUGGAGCGUAUGUCCCGUCGCUCUCGCUCCCUGCUCUCCCUGACCUUGACCACUCUGGCUCUGGCCCUCUCCAUCCUGGCACUCUGCACCUCCUACUGGUGUGAGGGCACCCACAAGGUGGUCAAGCCCCUCUGCCUAUCGCCUGUUAAAAUGAAGAACUGUGGUCAGAACGACAGCGAGCCUUACACCACAGAGAGUCCCACACAGAACCCCUUCAACCGCACACUGUCUCCAGCCAGGAGGGACGAGCUGGCCAAGAUUAGACAGAGGCAGCUGGCCAAUGCUGUUCAGUACAUCUGGGAGACGGGAGAAGACAAGUUUGCUUUUAGAUACUUCCACACUGGUUUCUGGGAAAGUUGCGAGAAACACAGCGAUGGAGAGAAAUGUCGAAGCUUUAUCGAGUUAACACCUGGAGAAACACAAGGUGUGCUCUGGCUGUCAGUUAUUUCAGAGUUUACGUACAUAGGCCUGCUGGGGAUGGGAUUCUUACUGAUGUGGCUGGAAGUCUUGUGUUCCCAUAAAGAGAUGCACUCGCUAAAAAUCAAUGCCUAUGCAGCUAUCUGUACUGUGUUAUCAGGUCUUCUUGGGAUGGUGGCCCAUAUGAUGUACACUACAGUAUUUCAGAUGACAGUCAUUGUGGGCCCCAAAGACUGGAGGCCUCAGUCCUGGGACUACGGCUGGUCUUUUGCUCUUGCCUGGGUGUCGUUUAGUUGCUGUAUGGGGGCCGCUGUGGUCACCCUCAACUCCUACACAAAGACCAUCAUUGAGCUCCGUCGCAGACAGAGGCUCCGUUUGGAGGAAGCAAGAAACGCCACUCAUGCUCCUUCCUAUGAUGAGGUUGUUCCAGGGGGCGGGCUCUACUCUGUCAGUGGCCUGUUGCAGUGUCCAGAUGGCAUGAUCGAUGUAGCGUGGGCCCCGAACGGUAGUGUGGUUGGAGUAGGAAAUGGGGAUGUGCCAACGCUGGUUUUAGUAGGAGGCUGUGGGCCAGAGGGGUGUGAAGACUGUGAGAGAGAGAUGGAUGAGAUGGAUGAGGCCAUGGACCGAGUUGAUUCACCUUGUUAGGGGAUCUUUUAUAUCCAUCAACUUACAAGGGCUGACAAACUGAAAAAGGAAAGACUCUGUCACCGUGCUGGAGAAGCAUCAAUGUGAGCAAACAGAUGCUGUUUUUUAUUUUCUUUCACUUUGACUUUCAGUGAAGUUGGGACAUACUAAUUUGCGCAUGAAGGCCGGUGAAAUCAACACAUAUUAAACUGUAAAGACUACAAUAUAUGAGUAUGUCACACUGGCAUGCAAGACUGCAUGUUUUACGAGUAUUUCUCAGUGCCUCAUGGUAGGAAAGUAAAUGUGUGUCUCUUUCUGUAAAGGCAUAUAAACUUAAAUAUUACUUAAUUGUUUAUAUUUUAACAUGCAAUAACAAGUCAUAUCAAUGAUCAUUUCACUGCCUAGACAGGGUGGAUGUUUCUUCUGCUGAUACCUAAACAGGUCAGACUGUCCUUUCUCAUUUAUCUGAGUGGGCCAUUCAACAUUAUUUGUUUUUUUCAAGCUCUUCUCUUGCUUGUGACAAACGUUUGAUGCAAUGCAUGUAGACCAGAGGUUAAAACAAACACAGUCUCACUGCAGAUGCACAGACAAACCCAUACGACAGACGUAGUGAUAGAAAGAUUACAGAGAUUUUGAAAAGUCUGCUCUCUGAUGUUGAACAGAAGAUUAUGUGUAAACCAGUAAUCCCGAGUUGGAUGGAAAUGAAGGAGGAAUAGAGUGAGGAGAGAUGGAGGGCAUGUGAAGGGAUGGAGCAGGUUGUGGGAGGUUAGAACGAAAAGUUGAAAAGAAACACAGGCACGCACACAGACACACACUAAAAACAUCACACUUUCAGGGAAAUAAUUGUUUUUUUAAAUUCAGGUAUUUACUGUGUUUAACAUAAAAUUAUAUAGGCAACAUUUUUUAAAUAAACGUACAAAAAUGUACAUUAAAUGUUUGUAGGUUUUACAUGUGGGAUACUCUUGGAUUUACUGUCCGAGACAUAAUAAUUGAACAACAUAUAAUUGAAAACCUAAAACACAAAGCAUCAUUUUUACUAGCAUUAUAAACAUAGUAUGUUUCUAGGUCAUAGAUGAGUUUAUUAUUUUUUGGGAAAGACAAAUAAAUAGAUUUUCAAAGCACAGAUUUCUGAGAAAAUAUUUAAUUGAUUGUACAGUGAAUAGAGUAUAACACUUCAGAGCUACCACAUUUCCAGUUAUGUAAAAAAAACUUAAGUGAGCUAACAAUUGGGUAUGAUACUUAGAUUUGUCAUUACCAUUAAUUUCUCCAGUCAAAACAUUUUUGAACCAUUUAAAAGGUUAACAGUAAGACACAUUUAUAAUACACAUUCUGAAUGUAUAUAUGUAUCGCAUCAAUAAUAGUCACCAGAAAUCUCAUUUUUAGCUGUAUACAUUUUAAACACUAUUCCAUAAUUUACCUCUUUUAGCCUCUAUUUCACAUAAAUUAAUAGACAAAGAUGAUAGUAAACCAAUAUGACAUAAACGAAAACUUACUGAAAGGUUAAUUGCAACCAAGACACUGUAGAGAAGAGUAUUUACACGGAGGGGUUGAGUGGAUGAAAGAGCAGGAAGCAUGUGAGGCUGAGAAAAAAUAAAAGUUUAAGAGAGUCUAAUGAGAGUAGGAAUGACUUUAUUCUUUAAUUGGUUCAUAGUGGAUAAGACGCAUUGCAUUCUCAUUUUCAAUCACUCCUUUGAUGAACUCUCCUUCAGCCAGUCGCUCUAUGAGAAGAAAAAAAAAAAGUAAGAGAAAACGGUGUGUGUGUGUGUGAGUGUGUGUGAC